AUGGAACACUCUGGACAAUUAUGUUCUUUUUUUCUUCUCCCACCUAGCCGUCGCUCUCGCUCCCAUCCAGCUGUAUCCUCUCCCUCACUACCCGCCGUCUCCAUCCACCCUGCCAUCUCCUCUCCCUUACCUCCCCGCCGUCGCCUCUCCCUCCUCCCUGCCGUCGCCUCUCCUCCUCCCCGCCGUCGCCUCUCCUCCUCCCUGCCGUCGCCUCUCCUCCCCGCCGUCGCCUCUCCUCCUCCCCGCCGUCGCCUCUCCUCCUCCUCGCCGUCGCCUCUCCUCCUCCCCGCCGUCGCCUCUCCUCCUCCCCGCCGUCGCCUCUCCUCCUCCCAGCCGUCGCCUCUCCUCCUCCCCGCCAUCGCCUCUCCCUCCUCCCCGCCGUCGCCUCUCCUCCUCCCGCUGCCGCCUCUCCUCCUCCCUGCCGUCGCCUCUCCCUCCUCCCCGCCGUCGCCUCUCCUCCUCCCUGCCGUCGCCUCUCCCUCCUCCCCGCCGUCGCCUCUCCUCCUCCCUGCCGUCGCCUCUCCCUCCUCCCCGCCGUCGCCUCUCCAUCCUCCCCGCCGUCACCUCUCCCUCCCUCCCGCCAUCGCCUCUCCCUCCUCCCCAUCAUCGCCUCUCCCUCCUCCUUGCCGUCGCCUCUGGCGACAGGUGCACGAGCGCAAGCGCGAGUUGGUGCGCGAGGGUGGGUCGGUGCGCGAGCUCGAGUGGGUGCGCGAGCGCUGUUUGGUGCGUGUGCGCGAGUUGGUGCGCGACGGCGGGUCGGUGCGCGAGCUCGGGUGGGUGCGCGAGCGCUGUUUGGUGCGUGUGCGCGGGUUGGUGCGCCAGCGAGGGUUGUUUUCUGAGGCAUUGUAA
This is a messenger RNA of Closterium sp. Naga37s-1, 849 nucleotides long. NCBI's taxonomy places the organism in Eukaryota, Viridiplantae, Streptophyta, Zygnematophyceae, Desmidiales, Closteriaceae. The record is from the annotation of a GenBank genome assembly.